AUGCCGGCAAUCCCGGCAGACUUGAUUUACGACAAGGAAAGGCACAAAUUCAAGUUGAUGCCAAGUCCAGAGGAUAUGGCAGAGCGAUUGACGGACGGCUCUCAGAGGCAGAAAGAUGUGUUUUUCCAGUUGUAUAACUCGGCAUUGAAGGAUUUUGAUGUCAAGGGAUACGACUGGCUCAUGAACACAGCGCAUAGUGUGACAGCUAGAUUUCGAUUCCCUUUUCAGUGCAAUCCGGGGGAGACAGGCGGCCCUCCAGCAGAGGAGCCAAAGACGCCCUUCCCAGGAGGCCCAUUCCGCAGUUUGUUCGGCUUCGAUCUGACAAAAUGGCUAACCGAAUUGGUGUCGAAGAUCCAGUCCGAAGCAGGAAGCCAAUCUCCCGGCCUUGCAACGGUGUCCAUGAUAUCCCUCAUGAUGGUCAAGGGCCUCGUGCAGUCAGUCGCAGCCACCGUGAUGGACAUUGUACCACCGCUCAUUCCUCCGCCAGUGUGGAUUAACCAGCCGCUGCCUUGUCUCCCCAUGCUCACAGGGCGCAACUGCUUCGGUUCGGUGCUCUAUCCGAUAACGAUACCGGACUUUAUAACUGCAGACGUCACGGACUCUGUCAUGGAAGGUGUGAUCGGCAGCUUUCCCUCGAAAUACCAAAACAAAGUUGGAAAAACAAGCGAAACGCAAUAUCGUAUUUGUGCCACGGCGUAUCUUGGAAUGUACUGUGCCAGUAUCUUUCCACACUGCUGGAUGCCGCAGGGCAUGAAAGAGGCAAUGGCACAACCCCUGUGCUUCCCCCACUGCAUCGCCACGCUUGUUGCGUGCCCAGGAUUUUGGUUAGACGAUAUUAUGGGGCCCUGUAGUGACAUAUCGAUCCCGCCGUUCUGCUCCUUUUCGUUAUUUCUGAAUCACAAGAGAGUGCCUCCCCUGUACACCACCCUUGCUCAAGACCAUCCGUUCCCCCGGGAAUGUCCAAAGUUCGAUCCGUUGUACGACAUUCCCGAUGAUUUGUUUGUUCCCCGCGCUCCUCUUCCCUCCCCAUUUGUGGAAGAAGAGCCCCCGCAAAUCCCAUGUAAGUGUGCUCUAAAGUUGCAGGAAACAGCACAGUCGCGCCAACGCACUUCCAGAUCCCCUCGACAAAGGGUCCAAACGACUGCUGCGUACGCUGCAAGUUUUAUGCCGCAGGUGAGGCACACUGCAGCUGCCAGUCGAGCCGCCUCUACGAGUGGUGCUUCCGGCCGAACAGGAGCAGCAGCAGAAGGAGCAGACUCCACAAAAGGAAUUGCUGCAGACAUAAACAUGGGGAGCGUAUUUCGAGCCUUUACAGAUGUACCCUAA
Messenger RNA from Cyclospora cayetanensis, 1326 nucleotides. RefSeq lists its product as uncharacterized. Lineage: Eukaryota; Apicomplexa; Conoidasida; Eucoccidiorida; Eimeriidae. The record is from RefSeq and is a predicted model, not a curated record. The transcript is spliced from 17 exons. The coding region runs from base 1 to 1326 and encodes 441 amino acids.